AUGACGUCCAUUAAUAUAGCGGCAUACGGUGAAUAUUACUCAAAGGGCAGUCAUGCCCUAAGGAAGGAGAAGGUGACUCACCUUCACUUCUUCCUUCACGACGUUCUUAGUGGCCAAAACCCUAUUGCAAUCAAGGCAGCUGCAUCUAAUCGUACCCAAGCUGAUGACAAAUCACCGGCACCAUUUGGAAGCGUAUUUGUCGCUUGUUGGAAUCCAGUGUCGAAGAGGGAUCGUGAGCUUGAGGUCGUUGGAGGAAAAGGGAAGUUUAGGAUGGCUAAUGAGUUUGCCAAGGUCAAAACCAACUUUCUCAAUGUCGCUACUAGUGAUGCUGUUCUUGAGUAUAAUGUCACUUUGGUCCAUAGCUAG
Molecule: messenger RNA, 366 nt
Organism: Dovyalis caffra
Lineage: Eukaryota; Viridiplantae; Streptophyta; Magnoliopsida; Malpighiales; Salicaceae
Source: the annotation of a GenBank genome assembly